AUGGAUUCUGCUGUUUCAGAAGCAAUUGACCGGACAGGGUUGACGUCGAAUCCCUCAAACUGUCCUCCUGAGUCGUUUCCAGUGGAGGACUCGUACGGGCAACCUGAAGAAGAGGGAUCAGAAACAAAUACUUCUGUAACGCAAUCUCCUACAAAUUCUGAACGACUUACUUAUGUGCUAGACGAUAAUGCCGAUACAAAAGCUUUACAGAAGAAGUAUAUCGAAAAUGUAUACGGAGGAGAACCAACAAAUUUCUUCAGAAAUGUUGAAGAUUACAGUUUUUAUGGAAAAAAUAUAGAACGGUUUCAUGAGCAUAAACACGUUUUUAUCAACGUGUUACGAAGUCGCCGAAAAGAAUUAGAUACAAAAGUUAAACAUUUAAAAAGUACUUGGAAUCAAUUAGCAAACCGAUGGGAAGAAAAUAUUCUUCUGGAACCCUCUGUUAAAAGGAGCACUCGCAAGGUAAUGAGCAACUUUACAGCAGGAGACAUCGUUCAUUCUGAAGAAGAGUUUCUUGCGAUUCUUGCUCGCUUAGAACAACAAGAAAAGGAAGCUGAAAAUGCUGCCAAAAAUUCAGGAGUAGCCCGGAUUCCAAAUAUGGUUUUAUCUGAAAACGAUGUCAGGUCGAAUUAUUUUAAUGAUCAAAGCAGGCUUGUUACGAAUUCUUUAGAUUUCUAUCACUUCAACUCUCCUUCUGAUAUUUGGGCGGAAGAGCAGCAUUCGAUAUUUGUUCAACAAUUUAUGCUUCAUGGAAAAAGAUUUGGAAAAAUUGCAGAGGCUGUUCCUGGAAAGAACGUGAAAGAAUGCGUUUUGCAUUAUUACUUGACAAAAAAGACAAACAAUUAUCGCGAGCUGGCAGUCACUACAGCGAAAACACGCGGCCGUCGUCGCAGGAAAAUGUCGCCAGGCCAGCGAGGUGUUAAGAAGAAGUCCAAGGGCUCUGCUCUUAUGGUGGAUAUUGAAGCAGCAGAUGAAACCAAAAACCAGGAAGAACACACACCUUCCCUAACCGAAAACACUCCUGCAGCGGAAAAUUCCUUCACCGGAAAAGAAGAACCACCAAACAAAUCGAAAAUUCCAGAGAAAUCGGACGAAUCAAAGGUGGAGCAGGAAGCUGGUUUCAAAGAAGCUAUUACAGACAAUAAAACUAAUCAAGAAACCGAAAGGGCUUCAGAAACAAAAGAGGUUACAUUUGAUUCUCACGAGAAAGUUGCAACAGUUAAAGAAGAACCUGUAGAAUCUAAGAGGGAAGAUAUUGUUAUGGAAGAUGUCUCCCAAAAUGCAGGGAGGCAAAGUAUAUCGACGGAACUGCAGUCAAUUCAAUUAAAAGAUAUAUCUCCAUUAAAAACACCUUCUCCUACUCCUACUUUUGUAGAGCAGCAAAGGAAUAGCUUUUCUAGUAGAAAAGAGAAAGAUGCUGCUUCUGCGCUAGCAAAUCUCUCUUCAGUGGGUCGGUCAAUUCCUUCUGCAAGUUUCUCCGCAGCGAUGGUCGAAAACCAACUUUCUGGGUGGGAUGAAAAAGAGGAAGCUCUUAUUUUGUCUUUAGCUCAUGGGAUGAAUCCAGUGAAACAACAGACUACACCAAGAAGAGCUUCGUCUGGUUCAAGGGGUGCCUUUACUAAUUUGGAAAUUUUGUCUUCGCAAACAACUUCACCUUCUAAAAGAAGAGCAAGUGAAUGUAUCACACCGUCUAUUUCCAAGAUCUUGGAUCCUCUCGUUAGCAGCGAACACUCUCUUCAACACCAUUCUGAAUCCAAUGUCUCUUUCCCUGGUCGAUUUCAGAUUCAGAGACUUCAUGGACGAGAUGUUCACUCAUCCUCUCGACCGUCGCAUCACAGUUUUGCGUCAAUUCACACAUUAGCAGCUUUAGGCGAAAAUUUCGAAGAAGAGCAGACCGACGAGGAAAAAGAAUCUGUGUCACCUGAUCAAGAAACAGGGUCUUAA
Molecule: messenger RNA, 1944 nt
Organism: Schizosaccharomyces cryophilus OY26
Lineage: Eukaryota; Fungi; Ascomycota; Schizosaccharomycetes; Schizosaccharomycetales; Schizosaccharomycetaceae
Product: Set3 complex subunit Snt1
Exons: 2
Coding region: 1-1944 (647 amino acids)
Biological process (GO): regulation of transcription by RNA polymerase II
Cellular component (GO): Set3 complex
Source: RefSeq, a predicted model, not a curated record